CACAGAGUGACUCACAGCUGUCUGUAUCUUAUGGCAAGUUAAAGAGUGUUUCUUGCUGUAAUGUUAAUAUUCUACUCAUUUGGAGUUAAAAACGACAUCGGAUGCCAGAUUAAGUUCUUCGUUUGGUAACAAGCAGCCAAUGAAAUCUGGUCCUGUGGGUCUCAGUAUCAGCCAAUGAUCACAGUUCACACUUGCAGUGAAGCCCCUCCCACAACAAUUCAGCUAUAAAUACUGGUGAAUAUUCACAUCAUCCUACAAGAGAAGAACAAACUCCAGGUGCAGCAGCUGAAAUCUGUGUGACUGUUAAAGAUGUUUGUUAAAGAGGAGAUUGAAGACAUGAGUGAUCCAGAACCAUCCAGAAUAAAACAUGAAGAUACUGAGGAACAAACAGACUGGAUUAAAGUAAUGCAGCAAAGACCUGAGAUGAAUGAGGCGGAGGAGGAAUGUUGUAAAAUCAAAACUUCAAGAAAAAAAGCAAAACAGCUGCACACCUGCACAUACUGUGGAAAGAGUUUCAGAGACAACGGAAACCUUAAUGUGCACAUGAGAAUCCACACGGGAGAGAAACCGUACACAUGCCCGCAGUGUGGAAAGAGUUUUACUGCAGCGGCAAGUCUCAAUUAUCAUCUGCACGUUCACUCUGGAGAAAAGUCAUUUAACUGUGAUCAGUGUGGUAAAAAAUUUCAUGCACCAUUAAAUCUAAAAAACCACAUGAAAGUUCAUUCCGAUGAGAAGCCUCAUGUGUGUUCGUUCUGUGGAAAGAGUUUUUUACGGCUGAGUCACCUUAAACAGCACCAGAAAACACAUGAUGAAGUGAAAGAUCAUGUGUGUUGUGAGUGUGGGAAGAGUUUUGCUAGAGCUGACCGUCUGAAAGAGCACCAAAGGAUUCACACUGGAGAAAGACCUUACAAGUGCUCAUAUUGUGACAAGAGUUUCAUUCAGUCUGAACACCUGAAAAAGCACGAGCGAGUUCAUACUGGAGAGAAGCCGUACCACUGUACUCAGUGUGGAAAGACUUUUACACAAUCAUCAAACCUUCUCACUCAUAUGAGAAAAUACUGCAACUGAGCAACAUUAAUAAUGUCAAAAACAUUCAAGUUAAUUGUGUGAGAUAAAAAAUAGAGAUGGUAUAUCAUCUAGUUAUAGACUUGAGUGGAAUUCAUUCAGCUCUUACAGUGUGAAUGAAAGGUUUUGGCAAAAUCACAUUUGGGUGCUAAGUAGGUAUUGCUUAAAAUAGAUAUAUUAGUACAAUUUGCAAAGUAGAAUUUAUGAGAAAUAAAUAAGAAACGUAUUGCUGUGAGUCUGGGAGGAGCUUUAUUGUUUUCUACAUAGUGAUCUAUGUGAGAAUAUAGAUUAAUGUUGAGUAUUUAUAUUUUUAAAUUAAUUAAAAUGUCUUGUAAUGCUGUUUGAUUUGUUGUCAACAAAUGCAAUGAAGAAUGAAAUACUAGUAGUUUAACUGAUUCAUAUAUAUGAUAAUAGUUUCUUUUCUAAGUAACCAUACAGAAAUGUUAUUUACAUAAAUGUGUGGCCCCUUUAAGAAGGAGAGUUUAAGUAUUUAAGUAGGCUACUACUAAUGUAAUUAAACUCAUUAUGUGUCCAAGUUUAUUAGUAUUUAGAGUGUAAUAUGUUGGCAGAGAGUCGCAGCCUAUUGAAAUACACUUAAUGUGCAUCACAAUAAUGAAUGAGGUGAAAACAGUGAACUUUAAGAGACCCAAACUUGAUGGCCCUGUUAUUUUGUAACAUUUAUACAAAUAAUUAUUAAAUACUUAAUGAACAAAGGUUAUCAGUGUAUCAGUGAAACCUUAUAAAAUAUCAGAGAAUGCUACAGGCGUCAAGUGUCAAUUUCUUGUGAUCUUUCAUGCUACUUUAAAAUAAAAUAAGGAUGACAAAAGCUAUACAAAGUUGUAACUAUUUUCAUCAGUUUUUAUUAUGUAAUUAUGUACGUAUUAAUACAAAUAUAUACAUCGAAAAAGGGUAUACAGAGGAAACAAAACAAAAUCAAGUGCAUGUACAUGAGUUAAAAAAAAUCUGUGCCAGGGAUAAAAAAUAAAUAAAUAAAAUAUUUAAUUAACCAAAUUAAAGCGUCAUAGUGCUUCAUUGGUCUUUUUAGCUUGUCUGUUUCUAAUAUUUUGCAAAGUAGAACCAUAUUGUUUAAUUUCUUUAAUAAAAUGUUCACAAUUUGGCUUAGCUUUAGCCCAUUUCUUUACAUGAA
This is a messenger RNA of Labeo rohita (rohu), 2212 nucleotides long. Its product is annotated as zinc finger protein 239-like. The record is from RefSeq and is a predicted model, not a curated record. Bases 310 to 1068 code for a protein of 252 amino acids. Gene Ontology annotation, biological process: regulation of transcription by RNA polymerase II. Gene Ontology annotation, cellular component: nucleus. The transcript is spliced from 3 exons. Gene Ontology annotation, molecular function: DNA-binding transcription activator activity, RNA polymerase II-specific; RNA polymerase II cis-regulatory region sequence-specific DNA binding. NCBI's taxonomy places the organism in Eukaryota, Metazoa, Chordata, Actinopteri, Cypriniformes, Cyprinidae.